AUUUGUUGUGUGGAGGGACCGGAAAAGGAGUGGGAUUCUUGUCGCUAUGUGGAGCGGUCGAAGGCUGAGCUCUUGUGGGGUUCGUUUUUUAGAAACUCUUGGCUCUGGGUGUCCCAGCGCAGUAGCCGAAUCUCCUCGUAUGACUUCAUGGUCGGGUAACUCAGGGAAUCAGCUCACCAGGAAUCUACAGAUUAAACCACGGAAAUUCAGUGAACACAGGACCAUGUGGUUUAGAUCCUACAACAUGACUUUUUCCUGUCUGACCAGAAUGAAAGCUUACAGAUCCCCUUGGCAAAGCUUAUACAGUACUUCACAAACAACAGUUGACAGCAAGGAGGUGAAAACCUUCCUGGCCCUGGCUCACAAGUGGUGGGAUGAACAAGGAAUAUUAGCACCUCUUCAUUCUAUGAAUGACCUGAGGGUGCCAUUCAUAAGAGACAAUCUUUUGAAAACAAGUGCUAGUCACCAUCCAGGGAAACCUUUGUCUGGGAUGAAGAUUCUUGACGUUGGCUGUGGCGGCGGCUUAUUAACUGAACCUCUAGGGCGACUGGGGGCUUCAGUUACUGGAAUUGACCCUGUGGCUGAAAACAUUAAGAUAGCGCAGCACCAUAAGUCCUUCGAUCCAGUCCUGGAUGAGAGGAUAGAGUACAAAGUGUGCUCCCUGGAGGAGACCGUGAAUGAGGCUGCAGAAGUCUUUGAUGCUGUUGUGGCUUCUGAAGUUGUAGAGCAUGUGAUCGACCUCGAGCUGUUCAUACAGUGCUGCUAUCAAGUAUUAAAGCCUGGUGGCUCGUUAUUCAUCACUACAAUCAACAAAACACAGCUGUCCUAUGCCUUGGGCAUUGUUUUCUCAGAACAAAUCAUGGGCCUUGUUCCAAAAGGCACUCACACAUGGGAGAAGUUUGUUUCACCUGAAAAGCUGGAGAGUAUUCUAGAACCAAAUGGUCUGUCAGUUCACACCGUGGCAGGAAUGCUCUACAAUCCCUUCUCGGGCUACUGGCACUGGAGUGACAAUACCAGCCUUAACUAUGCCGCACAUGCUGUGAAAUCCAGUGCACAGGAGCACCCUGGGCCUGCCGCGUCUGCUUUACAGGGGGACGCAGAAACGCUCCAUGCGAAUGCCUAGAGCAGCCCGCGAGUACAUGAAGAGCUGCAGAAAUGAGAUAGCUCUGACGACAGUAGUAAUGUGCUUAACAGUUUGUUGUUUACAGAUUCAGAAAGCUUAUUUCUUUCAACGAGAGCCUGAAGAACAAAAGGUCAAUAAAAAUAUCUAAAUCAUUGGAGAAAAGUUUUUGUGUCACCUAGGAGACACUUGGUGAAAUUUUCUCAGGAGGUUUUGUCAGGUGUGCUAAAGGAGCUUUUAUUAUAGAAAUAUGUGUGCUCACUUCAUUUCAUUCUACAUACUAGGCAUUUCGCACAUGUGUGUACAAAACAUAUGCUGUUAUUUAUUUUAACCAAAGAAAUCUCUGUUGUUUGUGGUAUUUCUGUAUUUUUGGUUAAAAGAAACACCUGCCUAAAUAAAAGCUACUGUAAUUUAUAUUA
Messenger RNA from Alexandromys fortis (reed vole), 1539 nucleotides. RefSeq names its product coenzyme Q3, methyltransferase (gene Coq3). Gene Ontology annotation, cellular component: mitochondrion. Bases 47 to 1123 code for a protein of 358 amino acids. Gene Ontology annotation, molecular function: 2-methoxy-6-polyprenyl-1,4-benzoquinol methyltransferase activity. Gene Ontology annotation, biological process: ubiquinone biosynthetic process. The record is from RefSeq and is a predicted model, not a curated record. The transcript has 7 exons. Lineage: Eukaryota; Metazoa; Chordata; Mammalia; Rodentia; Cricetidae.